Messenger RNA from Cladocopium goreaui, 2229 nucleotides. Lineage: Eukaryota; Dinophyceae; Suessiales; Symbiodiniaceae. The record is from the annotation of a GenBank genome assembly.
AUGGCGACACGCAGUGAUGAGAGUGUUCCUUCAUGGGAUGGACAGGCGAAAAAUUGGCGUAGAUACACAAAAGAGGUUGCAUGGUUUGUUGCAUCGACCCCCACCAAAAAACGUAGAUAUGUGGCCUCCAAAUUGAUUUCAAGACUAUCUGGUCCUGCUCGUCUUCUAGCUAUGUCAUGGUCAAGAACAGAAUUUGAUUCUCCGGACGGUACCCUGAAUCUUUUGAAGAAGUUAGCUGGUUCUCCACUGGUUCGAAAGACAUUACCAAAUACAGCUGCAAUUCUUCAACAAUACCUGGGAUUUAGGCGACAGCCUGGUGAGUCAAUGGCAAAUUUCUUGGUACGUGAAACUUUGGGAUAUGAAGAGUUUUCUGAAGCCCUCAUUCGGCUAUGGGAAGAACAGACCGGUAUUGACCCUGCUGAAAGAAAUUUUGGUUUGCCACCUAUUUCUGAAUGGGAUUGGUGGGAUGAUGACUAUGAGUAUGGCUAUAUGGGGGGCAUGGAUGUCACUACUGGUGAUGCGGAACAUCAGCAUGAUCCUGCGGCUACUGCGGCAGCUGCAGCCUCUCCUGAGCAAGGCGCUGAACCUCCUGUAAGUGCGGCUCCAGGCUCCUCACCGAGUCAUCGAGUUGGUGCGGCCUCUGAGCAUUCUGCGCCAGGACCUGAAAGUGAUCCGGGAAAGCCCAAAAUACCCCAAGAUGGCAAGAGUCCUUACCAUUCGAAAGAUGGCAAUGGCAAGGGCUUUAGCAAGAACCCCGUGAAUGCCUACGCACUCUAUGGCAUGGAACUGGCCUCAACGACGAAGGCAUCAACCAGCACUGGCUCUAGCUCUUUGGCUUCCCAAGCUCAUGGCAUAUGGGCAACUCUGCCCAUGCUGGAAAAGAUCACCGCGGAGGAGAAGCUGAACAACAAAGUUCAGUACCUGCUGGAGAAGCCCAACGUCGAGAACUUCUUGAAGGUUCCAAAGUCCAAGGCAGCCUCAAAGAAUGUGGAGAAGAAGAUGGUUGUCACCAUGGGCUACAUGGCCCAGAGCUCACCGAUGACAAGUCCUUCCGACAGCAGCUGGGAUCCGAUUCUGGAUUCACCAGAUCGUCGCAACUUGGAGGACUUCCUGACCGAACAGGAAAGGAUCGACCUGCGCAACCUGGUGCUUGCAAGAAAGGGGAUGACACCACCCGACGAAGUCAUCCUCACCGAGAUGCUGGACUUCCCAAAUGGAAGAUUGAAAUGGCUCGCGAUUUUCGAUGUGAUGCUUGUGAUCGACUUCUACAAGGCAGCAAAAGCUCAGGCCAAGAAGGUUUUCCAGAAAGGCGUCACUUUUUCUGAUCCUGCACUUCAACCACGUUCCAAGAUCGUUGGCAAGAAAUCCUUGACUCCAGAUGACUGGAAGCCCAAAGCAGGUGAUGAUGAUGUUGAACUACUACCUGAACCUGGCAGUGCUUCUCAACCUGCAGCACUGGAACCUGCGGCUUCUGACUCUCCUGACCUUGAAGAGUUGUUGGAGCGCGAUGUCAACGACUAUGAUGUUUCUCCUCGACCUCUACCAGACCCUAAGAAGCAAAAGAUCAACGAUGACAAAGACAUGAGAACCCUGCUGAGGGAACAACACUCCUCUCAGUAUGACCUCAAAUGGGUGGAGGAACUACAUCAGCCAGAUGAUGGACUUUUGGACUUUUACCAUCUGGUUGUUGACAAUGACUUGGAUUGCCUCUCCAUGCAGUUUGACUUGGACUUUGUGUCAAACCGGCAGUUCAAGAAUUUCCUCAGAAGCCCCACUGCGUAUCUUGUCAAAAAGAUGCGUGUUCGCCACUACGACUUCAUGUUCGACCACUGGCCCUUGUCUGCAAUGCUUGGCUCAGGAGGGGUUACCCCGCAGGUGUCACACCAACCAAAAGCCAACGUCGCCAUGCGGGACCCAUCCCUUCAUGAUGUGGUGACCGCAGCCGCAGCACCCUGGACGGUGCCGAAGAAGGACGAUGAAUUACAUGAGAACGGUGAAAAGGCGACUGGAAGUGAGAAGAGUUCCACUGUUUGUGGCCCAAGCCCAGGUCGACCAAAGUUUUGCCGAGCUGACGCGGAUAGGAUUGGCCCGUGCCAAAGGCAUGUGUAUGUAGAUGAUCGGCAGAUGAACAAUGCCGAAGGCACUGCUGAUCAGAUUGUGGAUUCUGUGACUAGCCCUGGUGGCAUCUUUUCAGAAGGCCAACAGAUUGCGAAGAUGUCGCGGAAAUGA